GGGGUUUUUUUUUUUCUAGAUGUUCCAGCUCGGUUAUAAAGUGUGUAAAAGCGUCAGUCGAAGCUACACAGUAAGUCCCUGCAACUUCUAGCAUCUUCACCUUUACUUCUCCCAUGACAAAGCAGCUAUGGCUGUGUGGAUCUCUGAAGCAGGAGAAUGAGCUUUCGAGGGCGAAGAUGCCACCAUCUUUCACCGAAGACUGUCCUGCUUAACGGAUCGAUUAGCUGACCAACAACUACUGGAGAGAACUGCGAGUGUGAGAAUCGUUAUCGAUUAGUGUCGUCCCCAUGGCUGCUGUGAGCGGUGUCAACAUGCUGUCCCCGCUCGGAGAGGCGGCGAGGGCAGGUCCGGGAGGAGCGGCAGCGCUGUCCGCGGUGUCUCUCACCAACACGUCGGUGUCCUCCAGCCCGACGCCAGGUACCGACACCCGGGGCUGCGAGAACGGCGCCCUGAUGGACUCGUUCGGGAUUUUCUUGCAAGGUCUCCUCGCCGUGAUGGCUUUCAGCACGCUCAUGUUAAAACGCUUCAGGGAGCCUAAACAUGAGAGGAGACCCUGGAGGAUCUGGUUCUUGGACACCUCAAAACAGGCAAUUGGGAUGCUGUUCAUUCACUUUGCUAAUGUCUACUUGUCAGACCUCACAGAGGAAGAUCCCUGCUCACUAUACCUCAUUAAUUUCUUGUUAGAUGCUUCUCUGGGCAUGUUGCUGAUCUAUGCAGGGGUAAGAGCCGUCAGCGCUAUUGUAGAGUGGAGGCAGUGGGAUUCUCUGCGCUUUGGAGAAUACGGGGAGCCAGUGCAGUGCACAGCAUGGUUGGGCCAAUGUAUCCUCUACAUCCUCAUCAUGAUGUUUGAGAAAGUCCUUAUAAUGUUGGUCCUGCUCAUCCCCCAGUGGAAGAAGCUGGCUCUCCUCAACCCCAUACAGAACCCUGACCUGGAGCUGGCCAUCGUCAUGCUCAUCGUUCCGUUCUUCAUCAAUGCCCUCAUGUUCUGGGUGGUAGAUAAUUUCCUCAUGAAGAAGCAUAGAACAAAAGCAAAGCUAGAAGAGAGAGAAGAGGACUCACGAGGAAACAGCAAGGUCCGCUACAGACGAGCUCUUUCCCACGAUGACUCAGAAUCAGAGAUCCUUUUCUCAGCAGACGAUGAAAUGGACGAGUCGGAUGAAGACGAUGUCCGUCGACUCACUGGUCUGAAGACAGUGAAGAAGAAGAAGCUUCGCAUGGGGAUCCCUCCAGGCGAGGUAAAGAAGAAGAAGCGCCCUCCGAUGAAGGAGGAGGACCUGAAAGGAGCUCGCAGUAAGCUCGGACUGAAGGGCGAGGUCAAGAGUAAGACCUAUGAGGUCAUGGUGGAGUGUGAGCGUAUGGGCAAAGCGGCUCCGUCUGUGUUCAGCGGUGUGAGGACGGGAACCGAGACAGUCCUGGAUAAACCUACUGCUGCCAAAGCUCCUGGAGCCAGUGUGUUCGGCAAAUAGACGAACAGCAGUAUGAAACCAAACACACACUGUAGUCUUCACGUUUCAGAGUCAGUGGUAUUACUGCAUUAUGUGGAUUUUGUGGCUUAUUUUGAUAUAACUGCUAUUUUUUGUAAAAUUAUUUGCUUUUGGGGAUUUUUUUUUACCUGAUCAUUUUCCUCUGUGUUAAAAUGUAAUGUUGUUUUAUUUGCAAGUAGUAAAAAGGUUGUUUUACUGUAUUUGUAUUGCUCCAAAUACAGGUAAAUAGUAAUUGUAACAAACAAACUUGUUAAUUUGAAAACCACAAUCAUAAUAAUCCUCAGCUCUAAGGUAUGUGUCCAAGAACACUGCUGCAUAAAAGCACACAAUGUUUGCAUCUGUUACCGUUAUUGUGUACAAAGUUUGAACGUCAUUAUUAAAUAUUAAGUUUGGAAAUAAUCUAUGCCUAAAAAAAA
This is a messenger RNA of Stegastes partitus (bicolor damselfish), 1900 nucleotides long. RefSeq names its product STIM activating enhance (gene stimate). The coding region runs from base 288 to 1466 and encodes 392 amino acids. The transcript is spliced from 10 exons. Gene Ontology annotation, cellular component: membrane; cortical endoplasmic reticulum; nucleus. Gene Ontology annotation, molecular function: calcium channel regulator activity. Lineage: Eukaryota; Metazoa; Chordata; Actinopteri; Pomacentridae. Gene Ontology annotation, biological process: tissue regeneration; activation of store-operated calcium channel activity; chondrocyte proliferation. The record is from RefSeq and is a predicted model, not a curated record.